This is a messenger RNA of Schizosaccharomyces octosporus yFS286, 1568 nucleotides long. Its product is annotated as alkB protein. Gene Ontology annotation, cellular component: cytoplasm; nucleus. The transcript has 2 exons. The record is from RefSeq and is a predicted model, not a curated record. NCBI's taxonomy places the organism in Eukaryota, Fungi, Ascomycota, Schizosaccharomycetes, Schizosaccharomycetales, Schizosaccharomycetaceae. The coding region runs from base 427 to 1317 and encodes 296 amino acids.
CUUGCGAAUGACUUGAAAUUAAUGGGACACUAAGAUAUUACCAAAAAUGGAAAUUAACAAGAAAUCCUUUUCUAGAGCAAAACUUAUUUAUUAUUUUCUUAUUAAUGUUCAUUAGUAUAUAUCCUAUUUAUGUUUUACUUGUGUUUCUGUCGUAUGAUUAUUUUUUCUCUACUGACACAAAGUUCUAAGUCCUUGUUUUCUAACAAACAACUUGAAUAGAUUAUUCGAGUCGAGGAAGUUUAGUUAAUUCAUUGUAAUUUUUUUUUUUAGUUUUCUUUUACACGGAAUAUUUUUGAGAAUUUCGAGCAGGAAGCUCGAAUAGUGAAAUCGUGGUUGCGUUAAGAAGAACGUCCAUCUUGUUGGAAAAACUGUCGCUGAUUUCUAACUUCUCAGGUAUCAAUUCAUUCAUAUUUGACACUUCUCAAGAUGGAAAAUGUAAAUAAUUUCCGAGUUCAAGAAAAGCGAUAUAAAUGUCCAGGUGAUCUUGUACCAGACUUAUCAGAAGUGUUAGAUACAAGGGAUCCAAACUCUUAUGGUUACAAUAACCUACAAGCUGUACGUCCGGAUGUUUUCACAUACUCCAAGGUUCCUGGGUUAAUUAUACUGAAGGAUUGCGUUUCCCCGGACUUGCAGAAAUAUUUACUAAAAGAAAUCAUGUUCGAACAAUUACAGGAUUCUAAAAACAAGACUAAUUUGUCCCCUUUCUAUAAAUUACCCUUGGAAACGGACAGUAUUUGGAGACGGUACCACGAUGGUAGAGAGUGUGAUCUCAUAGAGGGAAUCCCUCCUACAAAACCUGCUACGGUAGAAAGACUUAUUCAAAAAAAACUUCGUUGGGUCACCCUUGGUGAACAAUAUGACUGGACAGAAAAGGUGUAUCCCGACCCAGCGUUGUCUCCUCCUUUCCCAACAAGGCUGGCGAGUUUCGUCGAAGAUCUCGUGCAAAGCUACACAGACUAUCCUAAAUGGAAAGCCGAAGCUGCCAUCGUAAACUUCUACUCUCCCAGUGACACACUUAGCGCUCAUGUUGACAGAUCCGAAGAGGACCUAACACUUCCUCUCAUUUCCCUUUCUAUAGGACUAGACUGUAUUUACUUGAUUGGAGGAUCAAGUCGCUCUGAGGUUCCAAUGGCUUUAAGAUUGCAUAGCGGGGAUGUUGUGAUUAUGACAGGACCUUCAAGACAAGCAUUCCAUGCUGUGCCCAAGAUUCUUGCAUCAACGAUCCCAUCUUAUCUUUUAACAGAAAGCGAUCAAUGGAACCGUUGGAUUCAGACUAAACGUGUUAAUUUUAAUAUUCGUCAAGUACGAAACUCAUAGACUUCACAACUUGGUACUAUAUAAGUACCUUUAUUUUAUUUUUUUGGGUUUGGGAAUUAGAAAAGGGUUAUCUUUUUUUGUUUUAUUUUUUAGUGCUCUAUGAAGAGCGUAUUGUCAUUUGUCGUAGAGAAUGAUGAUUUUGUAUAGACAAUAGAAGUUAGUAUUCUUUUAACAGAUAUUGUUUCCUUUUAGAUUUUUUCAAUAAUUUCAAUCCUUUUUAUUUUAUUUUAUAUUUUAUUGAUUUUUGAUAG